AUGCUUGGUCUAACCAUCGAGAACAUCACGGAGAACGUGAUGAAGAUCAACUCGAUGUGUGAUAACCCGCGUCUGCGUUAUCUGAUUAUGAAGCUGGUCAAGGUGUCGCAUGAUUAUAUCCGUGAUGUGGGAUUGCAUUUUGAUGAAUGGGAACAAGCGUGGCAGUUUUUGACUAGGGUGCUCCUGGUAGACGCCAUCUCAUACCCAUCCGUCCCAGGCGCAACCGAGUCCUCCGUCCUAGGCCCGUUCCACGAUGAAGAAGCUCAUUCAUUACAAUACAGCAAAUCUAUCGCCACGACCGGCACACCAGCCGAACCAACCAUUGCGCAGGGAUACAUCAAAGACACAGAUGGCAACCCUGUGAGCAGAGCUCUCAUCGACGUUGUUGCCGCCAAUGACGCUGGCCAUUUUCUGUUUUUGUGUGUGAAGUCGGUGGCGUAUCCAAUUUCUAAUGAUGGGCCUGUGGGGGAACUGUUGAGGACGUUGAAAAGGCAUUGGUAUCGGCCUGCUCAUAUGCAUUUCAUGAUCGAACAUCCGCAAUAUUCCAGUUUGAUUACUGCUCUGUAUUCUCGAGACAGCAAGUUUGUGGAGAGUGAUACGGUCUUUGGGGUCAAGGGAAGUUUGAUUGUGGAUUAUCACUGA
Aspergillus ruber CBS 135680 is the source of this 642-nucleotide messenger RNA. Its product is annotated as aromatic compound dioxygenase. Lineage: Eukaryota; Fungi; Ascomycota; Eurotiomycetes; Eurotiales; Aspergillaceae. The record is from RefSeq and is a predicted model, not a curated record. The coding region runs from base 1 to 642 and encodes 213 amino acids. Gene Ontology annotation, biological process: catechol-containing compound metabolic process. The transcript has 5 exons. Gene Ontology annotation, molecular function: catechol 1,2-dioxygenase activity; ferric iron binding.